This is a messenger RNA of Chrysemys picta bellii (western painted turtle), 3085 nucleotides long. Lineage: Eukaryota; Metazoa; Chordata; Testudines; Emydidae. The record is from RefSeq and is a predicted model, not a curated record.
AGUUGUAGUUUCUACCGGGCCCUGGCGGCGAGCCGCUGCCUCCCUCGCGGACGGGGCCGGCCAGCUGAAGCCGCCAUGCAGCUGCUGCUGGGGCUGCUCUGGCUCUUGGUGCCGGGCUCGGCCGCGCUGGAGCCCAUCAGCCUGAGCAUCGCCAUCGGGGCGGCCUCGGUGCUCACCGGCUACCUCUCCUACCCCAGCUUCUACUGCGGCUUCGUGGAGUGCUGCCCCGGGGAGGCGGACCGGCCCAAUACCACCGCGCUGAAGGAGGAUCUGGAUAAUAAACUCUUUGGACAGCACCUUGCCAAAGACGUGAUCCUGAAAGCAGUGACUGGAUUCAGAAACAACCCAAAUCCCAAAAAGCCACUCGCUCUCUCCCUACACGGCUGGGGAGGCACGGGUAAAAACUUUGUCAGCCAAUUCAUCGCAAAGAGCAUUCACAAAGCAGGACAGAAAAGCAAAUUUGUUCAUCUCUUUAUAGCCACACUACACUUCCCACAUGAUCAUCAGAUUACACUGUAUAAGGAUCAAUUGCAAACGUGGAUUCGGGGUAAUGUGAGCGCCUGUGCCAGGUCCGUGUUCAUAUUUGAUGAAAUGGAUAAAUUGCACCCUGGCCUCAUUGAUGCCAUCAAGCCAUUCUUAGACUAUUAUGAGCAGAUUGAUGGGGUGUCCUACCGGAGAGCCAUCUUUAUCUUUCUCAGUAAUGCAGGUGCGGAUUUAAUUAAUAAAGUGGCUCUGGACUUCUGGAGGAGUGGAAAAGACAGGAAGCAGAUUCAGCUGAAAGACCUGGAGCCUGUGUUAUCUGUAGCAGUCUUCAAUAAUAAGAAUAGUGGCUUGUGGCACAGCAGCCUGAUCGAUAGAAACCUCAUUGAUUACUUUGUCCCCUUCCUGCCCCUGGAGUACAAGCAUCUUAAGAUGUGCAUCAGGGCAGAAAUCGAGUCCGGUGGCAAGAAAAUCAACGAGGCGAUCGUUGACGAGGUGGCCAAGGAGAUGACAUUCUUCCCAAAAGAUGAGAAAAUCUACUCUGUUAAAGGCUGCAAGCUCGUGCUGCAGAAGCUGUUGUUUUAUUGGGAGAGGUUAUGAGCAAUAUGGAACUGAGGUGGAACAAGGAACUCUAUGCCCUUUCCUCGCUGAAGCACUUUUAAUGGCAUUUUGAAGUCUGUCUCUUUGCACUUUUAAUAUUUUGGGACGUGUGGCAGGGAUCCUAGGAAUGACUGAUUUCUUUUAUUUUUUUUAAACCCCAGUGCUCUUCCUUAAACGGGCAGUACCCAAGUGUUGCCUUUUUAAUCCAGGAUAGACUCUAGAAGUGUUUGAGCAUAGCAUUCAUCACUGGAUCCAGCCUUUACUGCAUUGUAUUUUAACAGCUGAGAUUGUUAAAAAUUCCAUCCUCUCCCUCCAACCCUCUCUACUAGACAACUGGAGUAAAAUGAAGGAAUCCUUCCGUUUGGCCACAGUCCCUUCCUAGCAUAUGGAAGGUCCAGUCCUAUUCCCAUUGAAAUCAAUGGGAGCUUUGGCCUUGACUUCAGCUGGCGCGUCCAGGGUCCAUGAUAACGGCAGCAGGGUUGAGGCCUUGAUACUUUGCUAGUUCAAAUGCCGCUGUGCUGGAAGGACUCCUUGUGCUCUGGAAAGGGUUGGUAGUAGUGUGCUCAGGUCAAUUCUCCAGGGAUGGAAAGGCAGGACCUUGGUUCGUUUCUGACUCUAAGCUGCCUCCAUGCCUCCUGCUCUAGUGAUGUGGAACGUUAAGGUGAACUCAAAGAAAUCUUGGGUUGGGGAGAAAUUAGUUGCUUCCCUCCACAGUCUCUAUCCAAAAGACUCUCUCUUCUUUCCCCUCCUCAUACGAAAUUUGAAUCAAAGGGAGUCCAAGUGACUGUGGGCUUGGCUGCCAAUGGGUAUUUCUGUCCCUUUCAGUGGGGGGGAACCGUUCACCAGGGGUUUGACUGCUACAGCACCGCAGGCAAGUGUCUGGGGAAACAUUCAUGAGGGUUUGACUGUUACAACUUGUCAGGUCAGUAUCUGUGCACAAGGGUGGGCAUGAGAUCCACAAGGUGUUACAUUCCCUCCGAGGCACAGCCACGUAAUCCAGCAACAUCCCCCUUCCCAUCCCCAGACACACCCCUUGCUUGAAUGUUACCUGGUAGUAGAAAUGAUUUUGAAUAGUCUAUUUUUGAUACUAUUUUAUACUAGAUUGUUGAAGUGGAAGUACAAAAUCUUUUCCUAUAGAACCAGGAAGGGAAAGGGGUGGAUGGGAAAUAUGGUCAAAGAACAACCUCCCCCUAUCCUAGCCUUAUUUUUAAUAGUUUUUAGCAACGUUGUAAAAUUAAUGAGAACCUGCAGCUGGCACGGUCAGUGUGAAACAUCUUGUUCCCAGCAGCAAGGUGAAAUGGGAACCUGCAGGGUUAGGAAGCUGGGAGAGGAUCAACCUUCGCCCAUCUAGUAAGGGUGGAAUUUUCAUAUCGCAGCUUACUCACCAAAGACUCAACUUUCUAACUCUCCCGCCCUCCUACUCUUCCCCAGCUGUGAGAUGGAAGUGCCUUUACAUAAAUGGAGGAUAAGAAAGCUUAACUUACACAUUAAGUGAACUACAUAGUAUGUGCAGCAUGAUACCAGUGCAGCUAAGACUCCUGGGAGGAAGUUGAUUAUUUUAUUAUGUAGUUGCUGAAUUAACUCCUCAUAUAUUGACACUUGUUUUAAGAUGGUGUGCAAAACUGCUUUAUAUUAAUGUCUCAAAUCAAGCCUGGUUUUGUUCAAACUACCAGCAAGAAAGCUUUAAAUGUUCACAUUAACCUCUGAAAUUGGAGUCAGUUACACUUUUUUAUAACCCUGCAUGUGGCUUUGUCAUAACUGUGACAAACUGUUUACUCUGAUGCAAUCACUUGAAGUUAACACUAGCUCUUAACCUUGGGACAUUGGACUGUUGCUUUGAUGUGUGAUGUUUUACCUUGAUUGGUAACUCUUCCUCAAAAAGAUUCUAAACACUGCAUCCCUAAAUGUCUGGUAGCUCUCCCAGCUCUGAUGUUCUGAAUGUAAAGUACUCCUGCGGUUUUUAAAACUCUAAGUGUCAUAGCUGCAAUAAAUGUCUUUUAUCCUU